This is a messenger RNA of Sclerotinia sclerotiorum 1980 UF-70, 612 nucleotides long. RefSeq lists its product as hypothetical. The record is from RefSeq and is a predicted model, not a curated record. The coding region runs from base 1 to 612 and encodes 203 amino acids. The transcript is spliced from 2 exons. Lineage: Eukaryota; Fungi; Ascomycota; Leotiomycetes; Helotiales; Sclerotiniaceae.
AUGUCCGCGCCCGAGGUAACUCAGAAUGACCUCGUGGCUUUCCAUGCCGCUCACUUUGGCAAUACCUCAACAGAACAUUUCGCACAACAAUUCUUGGGUCCCGUUGAGGAUACAUAUGAAGAAGAGGUUGAGGAUGAUGGUCUUGGGUACUAUCCUGAUGGCGUCAAAAGAACCUUGACCGAUGAACAAAUCGCGAUCUUUCGACAUUCCGAGAUCCAAGCGAUUCUUCGACAGCGCAGACAUGCCGCAGAGUCCAAUGACACUUUCGAUGAGCAAACCACAUCUAGAAUUUCCAACACCGACCACGUAGAAGUGGAUGAAGCUGAGGAAGAAGAUGGAGAGGUUGCCGAGAAUUUCUCACAUCCUGAGCCAAUUGGACCUGUGCGACCGAAGAAGAAGUCAAAGAAGGAACUGAAGAAAAUAAGAAAAGCGCAAGAAGCCAAGGAGAAGGGCUGGUUCAAGCAGAACGUCAAGCCUGACUUACGAAAGAGGACUUGGGACAAAGUAGAAAAGUCUAUCGGGUCUCUAGCGUACGAUGAUGAGGGUGGUGGUAAUAGCCAUGCCUCAAGCUCAACGCCGCAGAGAAGAAAGAUAUCUUAUGAUGAUCCUUGA